AUGGCUUCAAACUCAACGAGACUAAAAGUAUGGGAAGAGAACUGUCCGGUGUUGAAAGAUACGCGAUUUCAGAGAAAAUAUCAGGUACUCGAAGAUAUUAUAGGCGAAGGCUCAUUCGGAACGGUCAUUCGAGCGAAAUGCCGAGCAACUCAAACAAAUCGAGCGAUUAAAGCGAUACGAAGGAUAGAAAAAGUGAACAUGUUGUCGAUUGAGCUGGAAUUAUUAUCAGAACUCGGAGGACACUUCAAUAUCGUUAAACUCUAUGAAUUUUUCCAUUUCAAUGGAUCAGUAGCACUCGUUCUCGAAUAUUUUCCACAUUGUUCAGCGAAUGAGCUCCUAUACCGAACGAAACAAGAUUUGUCAUUUGGAUUGAAAUAUAUUGAAAAUCUUCUUUCCGCUGUCGCAUAUCUCCAUCACAAUGGAUACGUGCAUCGUGACGUCAAACUAUCCAAUUUCCUGUAUUCUCCGCAGACAAAUAAAUUCCGUCUCGUCGAUUUCGGACUUGCCACAAAUGACCGAUCGAAAAAUGAGAAUUCUAGAAAGAAUAACGUCGCCGCUUUGAACAAAGAUCCUCCAUGUACCACGUGUAAUGGUUCAUCCACUCCUUGUAUGUUUUGCAAAAAUAGACCGAAACGAGAGAUAUAUCAUAUUGUAGGAACCCCUGGCGUCCGUGCUCCUGAACUCCUUUUCGGUGUUGGUUUAUGCAAUACGGCAGUUGAUGUUUUCUCGUGUGGAAUUGUUCUUUUAUCACUAAUCUGUGUGAAACAUCCAUUUUUCACGCCAAAAGACGAGACUGAAAAUAUUUAUGACUUGGCGUUUCUUCUCGGAUCAAAAACUAUUGAAGAUAUGGCAAAAAAUGAAGGACUGCGAGUAACACUAUCCGAGAAACUUCCACCAGUCGACUACUAUAAAUUAGUAAUGUCUCUACGAUACGGUUUCAAUUAUGUUAGCAAGAAUAUUCUGCCCGCAGCUCCGUGUAAAAUGUGCUACAACCGAUCUUACAAUAAUUCGAAGGGUGUUUGCUUUUGCCGAACAGACUACGAGACGAAUAUGUACGCCACGGGAGAACACAAAAUCGGAAAAAAGGACGAUGAAUUGAUGACAGUAUAUGUGGAUUUACUCUAUCGAUCACUUGAAGCCGAUCGAUUCAAACGAUACAAUGCAGAUCAACUUUUAUGCAUAAUCGAUACAUACCGUACUCGUGCCGCCUACGUAGCAAAACCAAUUGAAAAUGAUGAUUAG
Messenger RNA from Caenorhabditis remanei, 1242 nucleotides. RefSeq lists its product as uncharacterized. Gene Ontology annotation, biological process: mitotic DNA damage checkpoint signaling; protein phosphorylation. The record is from RefSeq and is a predicted model, not a curated record. Bases 1 to 1242 code for a protein of 413 amino acids. NCBI's taxonomy places the organism in Eukaryota, Metazoa, Nematoda, Chromadorea, Rhabditida, Rhabditidae. Gene Ontology annotation, cellular component: nucleus. Gene Ontology annotation, molecular function: ATP binding; protein serine/threonine kinase activity. The transcript has 7 exons.